UCAUACUGUUCUGACCUUAUUUCUGACAGGUAACAUCGGCUGCUUGGCAACUAGGAAAGUCAGCAUGAAAUGCAGCCAAGAGCCAUAAUCAUGUAAGAGCUAAUAUAUCACGCAUUUCAAAUGCCGCCUAUAGAUAAGGUAUUCUCCACAGCAUGCGGCUCUAUAUAAUGUAAUGCUGUGUCUUACUCUAGGCUCUUGAGCCGGCGAAUCCCAUUCUCCAAGGACAUCGGCUAGGUCGCAAUGAUGUCCCUUAAAUUUCUAGCACUCAAUGCCGUAGCAUCAUUUGUUGUAGGAUCUUCCGUGUCUUUCCCUAGGGGCUUCCCCAUUUCCGUGAGGGAGGACAGACCGUUCAAUGCGAGUCUCCCUAAUGUGACCAUUUUCGCGACUGGCGGUACGAUUGCAGGAAGCGCGAGCUCCAGCGACCAAACUUCUGGGUAUAAGCCCGGCGUGCUUGGCGUCGAUAUUCUAAUCGAUGCCGUGCCGCAGCUGCGGAACGUAUCCAAUGUCCGCGGGGUCCAAGUAACAAAUGUCCCAUCGUCGGGUAUCACGCCCGAGAUUCUUCUCAAUAUAACACGACAGAUACAGCAAGAGCUCGACAGCCCGAGCUGCCAGGGUGUCGUAGUGACACACGGCACCGACACGCUCGAGGAAACCGCCUUCUUCCUCGACCUAACGCUGCGCUCCGAAAAACCGGUCGUCAUCGUCGGCGCCAUGCGCCCCGCAACAGCCAUAAGCGCUGACGGGCCAAUUAAUCUCCUCGAAGCCGUAACCCUAGCCGCACACUCAGGCGCCCGAGGCCGGGGCGCAAUGAUUGUGCUGAACGACCGCAUCGCAAGUGCGUUCUUUACAACCAAGAGCAACGCGAAUUCCCUAGACACAUUCAGAGCCGCUGAGCAGGGAUUCCUGGGCUUCUUCUAUAAUAUCAAGCCCAAGUUUUACUUCACGCCUGCGCUGCCGCGCGGGAAGCCGUAUUUUGACGUCGGGAAUGCGACGAACCUUCCACAGGUUGAUAUCCUGUUCGGCCAUCAGGGACUUAACCCCACUUUGGCAUCUGCAGCUGUUGCGAGUGGUGCUAGGGGUCUUGUGCUUGCUGGCAUGGGAGCGGGAGCAUGGACUUUGGAGGGGUUGAAUGUUAUUAACGAUGCCAUAGAGAAGAGUGGCACAAUUGUGGUUGACUCGCGACGAUCGAUGGACGGUUACGUCCCGCCGUAUGGCGCUGGUGGAUAUGGAGGUGGUCUUCUGAAUCCUCAAAAGGCGCGCAUUAUGCUGCAAUUAGCGUUGAAUGCCAGAUAUACGAGUGAUCAGAUGCAGAGUCUGUUCGAGUUUGAUGGAUAGACUAUGAAGUGAUAUCAGUUUCAAACGACGUCGCAGUAUAUUCUACAGCGAUUAGGAAUUAGUUUUGCUAUUCAUAAUUCAGCUCUUAUUAAGGUCUAGUU
Molecule: messenger RNA, 1436 nt
Organism: Daldinia vernicosa
Lineage: Eukaryota; Fungi; Ascomycota; Sordariomycetes; Xylariales; Hypoxylaceae
Product: L-asparaginase
Exons: 1
Coding region: 241-1335 (364 amino acids)
Molecular function (GO): asparaginase activity
Source: RefSeq, a predicted model, not a curated record